Puntigrus tetrazona (Sumatra barb) is the source of this 1809-nucleotide messenger RNA. It is a transcript of the gene tmbim4, whose product is annotated as transmembrane BAX inhibitor motif containing 4. Gene Ontology annotation, cellular component: membrane. Bases 98 to 808 code for a protein of 236 amino acids. The record is from RefSeq and is a predicted model, not a curated record. Gene Ontology annotation, biological process: negative regulation of apoptotic process. The transcript is spliced from 7 exons. NCBI's taxonomy places the organism in Eukaryota, Metazoa, Chordata, Actinopteri, Cypriniformes, Cyprinidae.
AAAUGAAAAAAAGAAACCACCACAGAAAAAACGGAAGAGAGCGUCGUAUUAUCGCUUGUAUUUAUGAGUAAGUGAUACGCGUUUAAUUCGAUCAAACAUGGAUCAGGAAAAGUAUCCGAGAUCAUCCAUUGAGGAUGAUUUUAAUUAUGGCACGAACGUGGCGACGGCGAGCGUCCACAUCCGGAUGGACUUCCUCCGCAAGGUCUACACCAUCCUGUCACUGCAGAUCAUCAUCACCACUGCUGUAUCUGCCGUUUUCAUGCUCUGUAACCCCAUUAAAAACUUUGUGCACGAAAGUCCCUCGCUGGUGUUGAUAUCUGCUAUCGGGUCUCUUAUCCUGCUCCUUGCCCUGGCCGUGUACCGUCACCAGCACCCCAUCAAUCUUUACCUGCUGUUUGGAUUUACUCUGUUGGAAUCUCUGUCUGUGGCCACUGCGGUGACAUUUUAUGAGUACACCAUAGUGCUCCAGGCCUUUGUGCUCACGUCUGCCGUGUUCCUGGGUCUCACUGCCUACACUUUCCAGUCUAAAAGAGACUUCAGCAAGCUCGGAGCCAGUCUGUUUGCUGGCCUGUGGAUCUUGAUCAUUGCGAGCUUUAUGAGGUUUUUCUUCUACAAUGACACAAUGGAGUUGGUGUUCGCUGGGGCUGGAGCUCUGCUCUUCUGUGGGUUCAUUAUUUUCGACACUCACUUGCUGAUGCAUAAGCUGUCCCCAGAGGAGCACGUCCUGGCAUCCAUCAAUCUGUACCUGGACAUAGUCAACCUGUUCAUCUAUAUCCUGCGCAUCCUCGACUCCAUGAAGAAACACUGAAUGUCUGAUGCCCUUUCUCGCUUUCAGAGGUGAAUUCUGGGUGCAAUGAUGGGAGUGUUUAAAAAAAAAAAAGUUAUUAAUUUAAUAGAUUCCACGUGCAAUAAUGUUGUAACUCAUCAGAUGAAAUCGGAUUAAUUCAUAUCCGAAAUAAGCAUUGCAAGAAAUGUUGUGGACCACAUAAUAUUUAUUUGAAUAAAAGUCUUUGAAAUGCACUGAGUAGAAGACAUUAAUGUCUUUGCAGUGUUCAGAAUUAAUGGAAUAUGUGUGCUAUUCUUCUCCUUGGAUUUUGCUUAAUUUCUACCAUUAGUUGAAACGAAGCUCCUCAAGACACUCCUAUUGUAUUGAAGUUUUCUCAACCAGCUGCGUACCUUCAGCUUGCGAAGCGGUAUUUGAAAUUUAAAUUAAAUGUGAAUGUUACAAACCUGAUUGUACAAAUUUAACUUGAUCUGCCCUGUUGCUGAUUAGAUUUCUGUUUUUAGUCGCCUGUAGUGUGACCUGUAGUCUGUGGUGAUUUUUAUUUUUAUUUUUUCAUGUUUAAUUGGGUGUUUUUGUGAAUCGGUGUUUAUUGAUUGGAACAAACUGUACAUGAAGACGUUUGUGUAUGUGGGGUUAAAUUGAUUCCUGACGAUAAAUUACAACUAGUCGGCCUCAUGAUAAUGAAGUCAUAAUGCAAAGAUUUUAAAAAGUGUAGUUUUUAUUUGCAUUCACAAAACAACGUUGAAGCAGCAUGCGGUUUCAAACGCAUCUAAAUAUUUUCCAUUAUGUCAGUCUGCUCAUUUUAAUAGACAAAAAAUAAUAAUUAUAAUAAAUUGAGAACAUAAUAUUCAGGGACCUCUACAUGCCUGUAUACAAAGUGCAAUAUUCAUCAUAAUAAAAUAUAAAUAUACAUUGUGGUCACUGAUGUUUAUUUGAGAACAAAAUGGUCACACGUAAAAACUAAGGUGUCGUGUAAUUUAAUGUUCUUUGGUGUAAAAAUAAAUAAAUAAAAUUCUAUUAAAUCA